CCUAUAAACAUACCUGCUCUUGGUCCAGUGUCCUGAGUGAGGAAUGUACAGCUUUCCUUCCAGGAGGCUGUGACAGUCCUUGACCAGCGACAGUGACGUUGAUGGGAACGAGGGCACUGGAGGCGGUGCUUCCCCACACCCAUCCGGUACCGGGGCAGGCCCGACAGCCUGGAUUCCCAAAGCGCCCGGAAUGCGGCAACUCAUGAGCUUCUGUCCUCAGACCCAAGAAGACCGCUGGGGGUUGUAGGGUCCAUACGUUGGAGCGCCUGCCGCGCCAGAAGCUGGGCGCCAAAAGCCAUGAGCAGCUUAUUGCGGUCGACCUCAAGCAGCUGGCGGCGGGCAGCCACCGUGGUACUGGUGGCAGGCUGGACGCACCCAAGCCUCGCUGCCCCGUCGCUGCCGCCGCUUCCAGAUGAGGGCUUCCGGCUGUUGCUGCAGCAGCGCUCCAAGCAGCUAAGUUUCUUCCCCGGGGCGCACGUCUUCCCGGGCGGCGCCGUGGACCCGGCAGACAGCUCAGCCGACUGGCUGCGCCUCUUUGCGCCUCACCACGGGCCGCCGCGUUUCGGCCUGGGCCUCGCGCCACUCCAGCGCACCACUUUCCCCGAGCUGCCCGCCGCGGGGCCCGCCACCGCCACCGAGGACGGCGCUGCGCUGCCGGAUGACGUGACCUUCCGCAUCUGCGCCCUCCGCGAGGCCUUCGAGGAGGCUGGCGUGCUGCUGCUGCGGUCUCGGGCCUCGCCAGCUGCGUUGCCGGAGCCGGGCUGCGCCCUCCUGUCCGAGGUGGAGCUGAAAGCCUGGCGCGCCAGAGUCCACCACGACGCGCGCCAAUUCCUGCACUUGUGUGAGCACCUCAACUGCACCCCAGACAUCUGGGCGCUGCACGACUGGAGCUGCUGGCUCACGCCGUUCGUGGGCCGCGGCGGCCGCCGCUUCGAGACGACCUUCUACCUGUGCUUCCUGCGUGAGCUGCCGCUGGUCUACCCGGACUUGGACGAGGUGGUGAGCUGCGAGUGGUUAUCUCCAUCAGAGGCAACUAGAAGAUUCCUAUCAAAAGAAAUUUUUUUGGCACCCCCACAGUUCUAUGAAAUAAGAAGAUUUGAAAACUUUGCCUCUCUGUCUGACUUGCACAAAUUUUGUUUGGAUCAUAUAUUAGAAGGGGUGGAAAGAUGGAUGCCAGUCAACUUGUUAACUGCUGAUGGGAGAAUCAUCCUUUUACCAGGAGAUGAGCUGUACUUAGAAGAUUCAAAGUUUUUAGAAGAUAAUAUGUCCAGUGAUAGAAAGACUGAAGAAAUCAUGAAGGAGGGCAAGAAAUUUCACCGAAUGGUGGUACACAGUCGCCAUUGUUAUAGCAUCCAUGUGACUGUUCAGUCCAAGUAUAAACAUGUUUACCCUAAGACCUAUGUUGUAAAUAAGAGCCAUUUGUAAUGUAUUGAUUAUUUGUAAGAUGGCCUACCUGAAGGUGUCCUAAUAAUUAAUGAGGGUUAAAUAUUCUUGCUUGGAAUUUAAAGAACUUUGUGCCUAUAAAAAUUAUACUAGUCUUUCAUAUUUCAAGUGUAUUAUGGAGCUCUCUUGCUAAUUUUGUUUUGUUAACUUUACAGUGUCACACAAAUAUAAAGUAUUAAUAAUCUUGUUAUUGAAAUAAGAAAAAAAUUCACAAGGGUUUGCACUUCUGUAUUAUUUUAUUAUCAAAAGUUUAAGUAAGCUGUUCUAUUGCCAUUGUCUAUUAAAUGUCCUUUGUAUUAGCACCUUCAUCGACGUGCUUAGGAGAUCAUGAAUUCCUUAGACUUUCUGCUAGAGAUAAUUUCAGAGUGUCUGAUUACAUGAUAUACAAUAGACUUAUACAACCUUUGGGUGACAAUGUUAUUUUUUUGUAAUGUUUUUAGCUUGAUGAUUAAGAUAUAAUUCUGUUGAAAACUAAAUAACAUUAGUUAUUAGGUUUAUUACCAAACUGGAAAUCUGUCUUAGUUAAUAUUUUUAAAGACAUAUGAGGCCAUAACUAUUUUUACUUUGGAGUGCUAGUUAAUGAAACAAAGAGCUUAGAGAGAUAUAGACUUACUCAUCAUUUAAUGGUGUUAAUUAAUGAUGUUUAUUUUCAUAUGGGUAAUUUUCUCAGCUCCUCUUAGGAGGAAUAAUGUUUAUUGAUUAAAGGUGGGAAAUGGUUAAGACACCAAUUUUAUUUGAGAUCUUUGUAUUACGCAUUAUAAAACGGAUUUCAUAUUCUAUGAAA
Messenger RNA from Pteronotus mesoamericanus, 2227 nucleotides. RefSeq names its product nudix hydrolase 19 (gene NUDT19). The record is from RefSeq and is a predicted model, not a curated record. Gene Ontology annotation, molecular function: hydrolase activity, acting on acid anhydrides, in phosphorus-containing anhydrides. Lineage: Eukaryota; Metazoa; Chordata; Mammalia; Chiroptera; Mormoopidae. The transcript is spliced from 3 exons. Gene Ontology annotation, cellular component: mitochondrion. The coding region runs from base 298 to 1425 and encodes 375 amino acids.